This is a messenger RNA of Aspergillus tanneri, 525 nucleotides long. RefSeq lists its product as uncharacterized. The transcript is spliced from 2 exons. Lineage: Eukaryota; Fungi; Ascomycota; Eurotiomycetes; Eurotiales; Aspergillaceae. Bases 1 to 525 code for a protein of 174 amino acids. The record is from RefSeq and is a predicted model, not a curated record.
AUGGCAUCCAAUCUACUCCUCUUCUCCCGCACCUCCGCCAUCCUCGGCGUUGGCCUCGGUCUCUCCUUCUCCCUCAGCCCCUUGUCUCCCUUUCGUUCCGCCCCAAUGCAAUGUCAGUAUGCAGCUCCCUACCCCCGUUCCGAAGCGCUGGACCCCAACUGGGCCAUCCACCCCAGGGAUCCGCUUCUGCACAAACAAGGCACCACCACGGGCACCCGGACGACUACGGAAUCGGGGGUCUUCACGGCGUCCAACAUGCGCCAGGUCAGUCUGGGAAGUGUACUAGGUCUAGUCGCGGGUGUCGGACUGCGGGUGUUCUCAAAGGCCCUGGUGGUGCUAUUGGGUAUGAGCAUUGUUGUGGUUGAGGAGAAGUGGGCUGCCGCAAAGGGAUUCAACGUCCUUCCCUUGGAGAAACUGCAACGGUACGUGAAAGGUGUGGAUCUGCAGGGUAUGGUGUCUCGGCAAAUUCCAUUUAAGUUGAGCUUUGGAGCGACGAUGGCGCUGGCUGCUUUUGCACAGUUCUGA